AUGGGAUCUGUAAGUUAAUCUAAUAGAGUUAUAAUUACUCACUAAGAAGUUUAACGCCAAAUUUUUGGAAUACAUUAAUAAAAUUAUGGUAAUUAAAUUAUUCAGGAUAAUUUUGAUAAUUAAUAUAAUUAGAAUAAUUAGUCUGAUGAGGAUAUUUAGUUUUAUUAAGAUAAUUAGGAUAAUGAAGAUGAAGAUGAAGAAGAAUCUUAAGAAAAUGAUACAUCUUUUAAUAAUUUGAUAAUACAAUUCAAACUAAUAGAUGAGUUCAUAUAAUUACAUCAAUAAGAAGUAUAAAGAAGAAAGUAAGAAGAACUACUUUGGAAAUAAUUUAAAAUGAUAGAAUAGCUAGUUUAAGCUCAUUGUGAUUAUGUAAAAUUGAAUAACUUUUUGGAAGACCUUGAGAAGAGUUAAAAAUAAAAUAAUAAUAGUGAUCAAAUAGAAUUAAAUAUCUCAUUAUUUUAUUAAAAAAAGUAUUCACAAUCAAUAGAUUAUCCAUGCAAACAUGCUAAAUGUUAAACUGUAGCUACUAUGAAUUCUAAAGGAGAAGUUAAUUGUAAAAAGGGUUGUCCUUCAUUUACUAUAAAAGAUGCUCUAUUUGAUAUUACUUACAAUAAGGUAUUUAAUAAAAUCGAAAACAUUAAUAUUGUUAAUUGUGUAUCCAUUCAAACGAGCAUAGAAAUGGCUUAGAUAUUAAAAGAUUCUAUGGCUAGAUCCUAAAUGAAUGAGACUGAUAAAAAUGAAUUUUGCAAAAAUUUUUCUUCCGUUUUAUGUUUAUAAUUCAUAAAUCUCAAGAAAAAAUAAUGA
Molecule: messenger RNA, 804 nt
Organism: Paramecium pentaurelia
Lineage: Eukaryota; Ciliophora; Oligohymenophorea; Peniculida; Parameciidae
Source: the annotation of a GenBank genome assembly